UACCCAUUUAGUCUCCGCUUAGUCUUUCUCUCUCUCUCUCUCUCUCUCUCUCUCUCUCGCUAGCUUCUGUAGCGCCCCCCUUUUCAACCCAUCGGAUUCGCCUCUUUUUAAUCCUCUCUCUCUCUCUCUCUCUCUCUCUCUCUCUCUCUUUCACUCUUUCUCUCUCUCUCUCCGCCGCGAUCUGAGCAGAGACGCGUGAACACGUAACCCUCGGCCCUCUCUCUCUAGUCGCUGCGACGAUCCUGUGGGAUUCUCGAUCUGGGAGCGUUAGGGGCUUCGGGAGCUCGAUGCAGAGGCCGACGAGGCAAUUGGGGCGCCCGGGAUCGAUGGCGAGGGAGAAGCGGGGUUUAGAUCCCGCGGAGGACGAGGGUAGGUUGCCUGAGCCGAAGCGGCCGAGGGUUCCGAAGCUUGCGAGUGUCAUUGUGGAGGCUCUCAAGGUGGAUAGUCUGCAGAAAAUUUGUUCAUCUCUGGAGCCAAUUCUUCGUAGAGUUGUCAGUGAAGAGGUGGAACGUGCUUUAGCGAAGUUGGGACCUGCUAGACUUCAAGGAAGGUCUUCUCCGAAAAGGAUAGAAGGUCCUGAUGGGAGAAAUCUGCAGCUAACUUUUAGGACGAGGUUGUCUCUGCCGCUCUUUACAGGAGGAAAAGUCGAAGGUGAGCAGGGAGCAGCAAUCCAUGUCGUGUUGCUUGAUGCCAACACUGGGCAUGUUGUAACAGAGGGACCCGAGUCAUCUGCUAAACUGGACGUUCUCGUGCUUGAGGGCGAUUUCAACCAAGAGGACGAUGAUGACUGGACUGAAGAAGAAUUUGAAACCCAUGUGGUCAAAGAACGUGAAGGAAAGAGACCUCUUUUAACUGGUGACCUACAGGUAUCUUUAAAAGAAGGUGUUGGAACCCUUGGGGAAAUGAUAUUUACUGAUAACUCCAGCUGGAUAAGAAGUAGGAAGUUCAGGCUUGGUCUGAAGGUUGCCCCAGGCUGUUGUGAAGGUGUUCGUGUUAGGGAGGCAAAGACCGAAGCUUUCACUGUCAAGGAUCACCGAGGAGAAUUAUACAAGAAACAUUAUCCACCUGCCUUAAAGGAUGACGUCUGGAGAUUGGAAAAGAUUGGCAAGGACGGUGCAUUUCACAAGAAGUUAAACCAAGCUGGAAUUUAUACAGUUGAGGAUUUUCUUCGGCUUGUUGUUCGGGAUCCGCAAAAAUUGAGAAAUAUCCUCGGAAGUGGAAUGUCAAAUAAGAUGUGGGAAAUCCUUGUCGAGCAUGCCAAAACCUGUGUCUUGAGUGGGAAGUACUACGUUUACUAUUCUGAUGACACAAGAAAUGUUGGUGCUAUAUUCAAUAAUAUAUAUGAGUUCACUGGCCUGAUUGCUGGAGGGCAAUAUUUUUCAGCCGAGUCCCUGAUCGACAGCCAGAAGGUGUUUGCAGAUACACUAGUGAAACAGGCGUAUGAUAACUGGAUACACGUUGUCGAAUACGAUGGCAAGGUUCUAUUGAACUUCAAGCAGAACAAAAAGUCAGUUACUACCAGAAAUGAUACUAGACUAGCUUCAUCGAGUUAUCCUGUUCAAUAUGACCAGCAAUCAUCUGAGCCUAGUGCCUCAAUUCCAGUGCCUGUAGAGCAACCUUCGAUGGACAGAGUAGCUGGUGGAGUAGAUGGAAAUGCAGUUGGGUACAACGGGAAUCAAUUAUCAACGUACUCCACCGAUGCUCAGCAUUUUACACCAAACAUCCAGCAAUUCGAGAGCACUUCGUUUGCCCCAGAGAGCCAAUUCAACAAUACCUCCUCCCACCAAACUCACAAAGGCACUAGCGAUCUAGCACUCCGCCCGCCGCAACAAUCGAGCUUUGAUUUCAUGGUCCAAUCCUCAAGGCCAACUGACCUCAAUCUCUACGACGAAUACUUAACAGAGGAUGAGAUCCGAAUGCGCAGCCACGAGAUACUGGAGAACGAAGAGAUGCAGCAUCUCCUACGUGUCCUAAGCGGGGCUCCAACUAACGUAGCGGCAGACGGUUAUGGCUUCUCCUCUUACAUGCCAUCCCCUUGCCCGAACUUCAACUUCGACGAGGAGCAAAGAAGCACUUCUGGGAAAGCUGUUGUGGGGUGGCUUAAGAUCAAAGCUGCUAUGAGAUGGGGCAUCUUCGUCAGGAAGAAAGCCGCUGAGAGAAGAGCUCAGCUGGUUGAGCUCGAUGAUUAGCCAAUCUUUCAAGUUGUGUAUGUUUUAUUUCUUGUGUGUCUGUAUCAUAGCUGUGUUAUUACUACUAAGUUGCCAGCAAUGAAUGGUCAGCUGUAUACAUGGCACUUAACUGCUGUCGCCGACAACUGCAUGUUACACGACUUUACGAUUAGGUUCUUGUUUAAUUUCUGCAAAUGCGCGUAACACGCUUCGAAGGUUUCUAAACACUUGCGUUCUACUGGAAUAGCUAUUAAGGUUUCUUUGAACAAUUUUCAUGCA
Messenger RNA from Ananas comosus (pineapple), 2447 nucleotides. RefSeq names its product calmodulin-binding protein 60 C-like. Gene Ontology annotation, cellular component: nucleus. The transcript is spliced from 9 exons. Gene Ontology annotation, biological process: regulation of salicylic acid biosynthetic process. NCBI's taxonomy places the organism in Eukaryota, Viridiplantae, Streptophyta, Magnoliopsida, Poales, Bromeliaceae. The record is from RefSeq and is a predicted model, not a curated record. The coding region runs from base 288 to 2189 and encodes 633 amino acids. Gene Ontology annotation, molecular function: sequence-specific DNA binding; DNA-binding transcription factor activity; calmodulin binding.